Molecule: messenger RNA, 155 nt
Organism: Paramecium sonneborni
Lineage: Eukaryota; Ciliophora; Oligohymenophorea; Peniculida; Parameciidae
Source: the annotation of a GenBank genome assembly
AUGGAUGAGAAUCCAAAUUCCUUUUUUGAAUCCAAAAUGUAAGACUUUUCAUUAUAAUUAGUAGAGUUUUCAAAAUUUUUGAGAAGUGUUCCUUUAUAAAGUCUUCCUGGAACUUUAUGAGUCUCAUGAUUAUGAACUUUAGAAUGUAAUGGUGA